AUGUUACGAGACAUCAAAAGUGGGGAGAGGAAAGAGGGACUCGCACCAGCCGGUUGGCGUGGUCGAGGAGACGAGACUGCUGUCUCGCUGGCGGGCUGCCUCCGACAACACCUGAUGUAUGUCAGUAGUCAGCAGCUGCAUCCCGACAUCUCCAUUCCUUCGGAAAGCUCGUCCUCGAGCGCUAAAACACGAUGUAGAGAAGUAGUUGUUUCAGGUGGAAACAUUAGCGGACGAAGAACGAGGAAAAUAAAUUUUCAAUCUAUUAAUAUGAACAAGUUGUCGUUCCUGACGACCGAUCAGAUUGAUGAUGGUAACAUUAGGACGAGAAAUUUGUUCAACUUUGAAAGGGCCUUUCCAUUGGGCAGUGCUGAAUUGGUCUGCAAAACUAUCGGUGGCGUAAGAUAUGGUGGUUGGCAGUUGGUGGACGAUAUCACUCCAAGUGAUUGGAUGUCUUCCACAUGCAACGAAAAAUGGGCUGUAUCCUGA
Molecule: messenger RNA, 486 nt
Organism: Necator americanus (New World hookworm)
Lineage: Eukaryota; Metazoa; Nematoda; Chromadorea; Rhabditida; Ancylostomatidae
Exons: 3
Coding region: 1-486 (161 amino acids)
Source: RefSeq, a predicted model, not a curated record